ACCCCCAGCGGACCCCCACACCUGGUGAGGCCGGCGGGCUCCGACUGUCUGGAGCGUAGCCUCCUCGUUGCUGGGGUUGUUGCUGCCAGUCACUGUUACUAUUCUUCCAUCGUAUUCAUCAAUAGUUUACAUUUUACUAAAAGUAUAUAUUUAUAUGAGAGUAUCUCAAACGUCUCUUUAUGUGAGAUAACAAAGUAUUGUAAUUUCCAUGGGUUUAAAGCGCAGAACACAUACAGUAGGCCUACGUAUAGUGAUUUACUGAUCUGCAUGCUCUGUAGGGAUGUGGAUAAACCCACCUUGACGAGUCUGUUGACGUGUAUGUUAACAUUUCUGUUGAACUGGAGUAGGUAGAAGGGUUCAGUUCUCGACCAGAUCAUCCCAAUAAUCCAGCGUACUUCGUACGAUCAGUAUUGGGGUCGUGAACGUUGGCCUGAACCUCUUCCUGUUCAGAGCACGACAUCCUGCUCCGUCCGGGUUGGAGAGGACCCACGUGUUGUUCAGGGGGACGGGGACGAACUCGCUACCUCACAGGACGGCUGCUCUGUGGGGGUGGAGUUGGGGAGGACAUCAGACAGAACCAGCUGAGCACGACGUGGUAAGGCUCUUCAGCUGCAUCUGGAUGACACAGCUCGUUCUGCCAGGACAGCUUCAGCAUCAGGAGCAUCUGUUGUCUUCUGGAGUGUUUCCUCCUGCUGUUGAGGUUCUAAGUCCUGCUCUGAGUUUCAACAUGAGGAAGAUUUACAUCCCAGGUCCAUCCGAGCCAUGAGUUCAUCCCCAGCUCUACAGAGAUGUCCCUGGAGAGGUCCUGGAGGGAGUCAGGACCAGUUCAGGAUUAAUGGGAUACUCUCAUUACCCAGGACCCAGAUCUGGUUUAAACCGGCCUGCAGUAGCAGAUCAGAGAGCAGGUACACUCGUAUGAUAACUCAGAGUAAAGCUCUGUUUGCUCUGCCCCCCUUACCCUGCAGGCCUCCAUUAGGUCCUCACCACCCCCCCUUUAGCCUACAGGCCUCCAUCAGGUCCUCACUGCUCCCCCUGGUGCUGACGGAGUCUCUACCUACAGCGCACAAAGUGGUCUAAUCAACAGGGAUGUGUGUGUGUGUGUGUGUGUGUGUGUGUGUGUGUGUGUGUGUGUGUGUGUGUGUGUGUGUGUGUGUGUGUGUGUGAGUGUGUGUGUGAGUGUGAGUGUGAUGUGUGUAUGUAUUCAUUACCUCACGUAAGCGAUGCUGAUCAAUGCCCAAACAGAUAAACAACAUGCAUUUGAUUCUAGUUGUUGUGCGGUGGCCUGUAGUUUGUGCGUUGGUUGCCUGUAGUUUGUGCGUUGGUUGCCCGUAGUUUGUGCGUUGGUUGCCCGUAGUUUGUGCGCUGGUUGCCUGUAGUUUGUGUAUUCAUGCAGAACAACAACAGGCCGGAACACAUGGAGAAAACAAACAGCUUUUCCAUUCGAGUAUUUUAGAUCAUUGAGCAUCAUUUCUGAACAGACCCUUGUAGCCGGUGUGUCGCAGGGAGUUCAUUUGAUUGAGUUGAUAAAACAGCGAAAAGGACGCUGGGUUCAGCGUCAUCCAGUGAUGAGACAGGGCAGGGCAGAGAGGAGACUGCAGCAGAGCGCAGUGACCGCCUUCGGCCACUGGGGGAUGAUCGCACUCCGUCUGCGCUGCGGUGCAUCCAGAUCUUCAGUCUGCCGAGGGUCUUCAUCACGCACAAUAGAAGAAAAGGAAGGGUGUGUGUGCGUAUAGGUAGGGCCAGACAUAUGUGUGAUGCUCCGACCCACCGCGGGCUAUUCCAUAAGCGGGGAUAAACUUUUAUCCAUCCUUUUGUUUUCCUGGGCGGAGCGGUCGAUGGCAUCUCGCUGCACACCUGCCCGCUCGGAGGGAUCGAUGCAGCGGUGCAUGUGUCUGCGGUAAGGGGGAAGAGAUCCUGUUGAAUCGAGAGGAGAGAGGACGUCGAGACGCCGCCAAAAGUGUCAUCGUGGAGUGCGUCAGAGCACGGAUGUGGAGUUGAUAUGUUAGCCGGCUGCCUGCGACGAGGGAUUUUAAUAUUCCCAAAACAAGACGUACAUUUGGGCAAAGCGAAGAGCUGCAUCCUCCCCUACCUCCAGCUCAUCUUCGUAGGGGGCUGAGAGCCUCCUCGGCCCUGUAACCAGCUUUAAUCGGAGGAGGAAUAAAGUCCUUCCGAAUCCCUGGAGGUGAAGAUAACAGAUCGGAUUUUCUCCACCCCUAAAAUGGCAUCCAGGACUCCGGAGCCGCCACACAAAACCUGAGAACGGCUCCGAGAACGGCUCUGAGAACGGCUCUGCAGAGAACGGCUCUGAGAACGGCUCUGAGCUCAGCGUCUGACUGAACCACCUGAUGGGAACCGGAGGCUGAGCAGCCUUCUCACUGACGGCCUGUUGAUCCGACCAGUUAGGGACUAGGAGGAUAAAGCCCCCCCCCCCAGUAUAACACCUGACGGAGCUGGACGACACCACCCACCCUGUUGAGUGAUGCUCGUGACGUCAUAGACAUCGAGGCCUGGACCCUACUUAUCAUCCGGUCUCGUGUCAUGUUCCAGAUACCAUGGACCUUGCCACUCAGCGUCCCCUCCACUGAACCAUCAGCCCGGUGAGGUCGACUCCCCGGGGCGUUGAUGUCUGACGCGCCCCGCGUGCGUCCCGCUCAGCCUCAACUCUCCCCCCGGUUCCUCCUCCGUCGCGCGCAAGCCACUUUCUCCCGCUGAGCGCGCGGACCCCCCACGGGGCAGCAUGGAGUUCGCCAUGAUCAGCGCGGACAACGGCUGCAACAGUCGCCUGCCGUACGGGUACGCGCAGCAGUCGCGCGCCCGGGAGAGGGCGCGCGAGGUGGAGCGCCAGUCGCGCGCGGCGGCAGCGGCGGCGGCGGAGGGUGACGCCGUUGGGGAGGGAGGGGGAGGCGGGGGUGGAGGGGGGGGUCACCCGUCUCAUGCCGCCUCCUCCUCGUCCAACGCCAACAACAGCAGCGGCGGCGGCCCCGCCUCGUGCCACGCCCCCUCAUGCGCUUCGCCCCCCCAGCAGCGGCACGAGCAGCACGCGCUCAGAGCGCGGAAGAGGCGACGCGGCGGUGGCGCGGGACGCUGGAGGAGGAACCGCGCGAGCCUCGGAGGGGACCUGCGCCACUCGGAGCUCGCGCUGCUGGGGUCCGGGGACGACGGCAUGAUAGAGGAGGAGGAGGGCGAGGGGGAGGAGGAGGAGGAGGAGGGGGAGGAGGAGGAGGAGGAGGACCACAGGGGGGGCAGCACGAGGGCGAGUCUCCUGCGCGCCAUGGAGGAGGAUGGAGAGGAGACGGACCGCCGGCCGCAGUCCGGCUACGAGCCCGCGUACGGCGACGGCUACGGCUGCUGUGAGCGUGUGGUGAUCAACGUGUCAGGGCUGAGGUUCGAGACCCAGAUGAAGACGCUGCUCCGGUUCCCGGACACCCUGCUUGGCGACGCGGAGCGCCGCGUGCGCUACUUCGACCCGCUGCGCAACGAGUACUUCUUCGACCGGAACCGGCCGAGCUUCGACGCAAUCCUAUACUACUACCAGUCGGGUGGGAGGUUGAAAAGACCCGCCAACGUGCCGUUCGACAUCUUCUCGGAGGAGGUGAAGUUCUACGAGCUGGGCGACGAGGCCGUGUUGAAGUUCCGCGAGGACGAGGGCUUCGUGAAGGAGGAGGAGAAGCCUCUCCCGGAGGACGAGUUCAAGCGGCAGAUCUGGCUGCUGUUCGAGUACCCGGAGAGCUCGAGCCCCGCGCGCGGCAUCGCCGUGGUGUCCGUGCUGGUCAUCGUCAUCUCCAUCGUCAUCUUCUGCCUCGAGACGCUGCCCGAGUUCCGGGACGAGAAGGAGUACCUGCAGCCGCGCGGGAACCUGAGCCAUGCGCAGCCGGACAACGGGGGCUUCACGCCGUUCAACGACCCCUUCUUCCUCGUGGAGACCGUCUGCAUCAUCUGGUUCUCCUUCGAGUUCGUGGUGCGUUUCUUCGCGAGCCCCAGCAAGGCGGACUUCUUCAAGAACAUCAUGAACUCCAUCGACGUGGUCUCCAUCCUGCCCUACUUCAUCACGCUGGGCACGGACCUCGCGCAGCAGCACGGGGGCGGCGGCCAGCAGGCCAUGAGCUUCGCCAUCCUCAGGAUCAUCCGCCUGGUGAGGGUGUUCCGCAUCUUCAAGCUCUCCCGCCACUCCAAGGGGCUGCAGAUCCUGGGCCACACGCUGCGCGCUAGCAUGCGCGAGCUGGCGCUGCUCAUCUUCUUCCUGGUGAUCGGCGUCAUCCUCUUCUCGAGCGCCGUGUACUUCGCUGAGGCGGACGAGCCCUCCUCGCAGUUCACCAGCAUCCCCGACGCCUUCUGGUGGGCCGUGGUCACCAUGACGACGGUGGGCUACGGCGACAUGAAGCCCAUCACCGUCGGCGGGAAGAUCGUGGGCUCGCUUUGCGCCAUCGCCGGCGUGCUGACCAUCGCGCUUCCGGUGCCGGUGAUCGUGUCCAACUUCAACUACUUCUACCACCGGGAGACGGACAACCAGGAGGAGCAGCCCCCCGCGGUGGCGGAGAGCCUGCCCCCCGGGUGCCCCUACUGCCCCGACCUGCUGCGGAGGUUCAGGGGCUCUCCGUCCGGCUCCUCGCUGGGCGACAAGGCGGAGUACAUGGAGAUGGAGGAGGGGGUGACGGAGUCGCUGUGCGGGCUGGACAAGAGCCCGAGCAAGGGGAACGGGACCGAGAUCAACCGGAAGAACAGCAGCUCCAAGUCGGUUCAGACUGACGUGUGAUGAUAACAGAGAUUACUUUAUAAGACCUGUGUGCGCUACACAGUGAGGGCCCUGAAGCGUAAAGUUGGACUCGUGCGUCGAGAUCACUGCAGAAGGCGAAGCGCGCAUGAUACCUAGAACACACACACACACACACACACACACACACACACACACACACACACACACACACACACACACACACACACACACACACACACACACACACACACACACACACACACACACACACACACACACACAA
Molecule: messenger RNA, 4997 nt
Organism: Gadus macrocephalus (Pacific cod)
Lineage: Eukaryota; Metazoa; Chordata; Actinopteri; Gadiformes; Gadidae
Gene: kcna4
Product: potassium voltage-gated channel, shaker-related subfamily, member 4
Exons: 2
Coding region: 2738-4753 (671 amino acids)
Biological process (GO): potassium ion transmembrane transport; protein homooligomerization
Cellular component (GO): voltage-gated potassium channel complex; membrane
Molecular function (GO): delayed rectifier potassium channel activity; potassium ion binding; protein binding
Source: RefSeq, a predicted model, not a curated record